AUGGCGUGUGGCUCAGUGGAUCCUCAGGGUCUUCUUCCACCAUCACUCCCCUCUGCCAGAUUCGAUAAUAUGCCGUUUGUCGAAGGUCCCUGGUUCUGGUCCUGUGGUCAAACCAACAUAUCUUGCAAGGUGGUAAAUGGAAAGGUGGUGGAGGUAGGCAAGUGGCCAUGGCAGGUGAGCAUUCUUUUUCUGGGAGUGUAUGUCUGCAGCGGUUCCCUCAUCCACCACCAAUGGAUUCUCACAGCCGCACAUUGCUUACAAAGAUCCAAGGACCCGGCUAACUACACUGUGAAGGUGGGAGUCCAGAACCUUCCAGACAACAGCUCCUCAGCGCUCAUGGUCACCAGCAUUGUGAUUCACGAGAAAUUCAUCAACCAUAUGUCUCAUGACAUCGCCAUCCUGAAGCUCAAGUACCCUGUUCUCUGGUCCCCCCUCAUCCAGCCGAUCUGUCUCCCCACCGUCAAUUUCAAGCCAGCUGUUGGCACCAUGUGCUGGGUCAUCGGGUGGGGACAAGAAAAGACUAAAGGGGCCCCAAAGACUCCCUACAGUCUCCAGGGCUUGGCUGUCAGGGUAGUGGACAAUGAAAUCUGCAACCAUCGUUACCAGUUCCUCCUGAUGGAUAACCAGAAGAAAUUCAUUGGGGAUGACAUGCUGUGCACAAGCUCAGAGUGGGGCCUGGACACUUGUCAGGACACUUCCGGCAGCUCCCUGGUUUGCCAGAUGAACACGACCUGGAUCCAGAUGGGAGUGGUGAGCUGGAACUUCGGCUGUGGCCGCCGCCAUUUCCCAAGCAUCUACACCAGUACCUCCCAGUUCACCCAUUGGAUCAAGAGACAUAUCGGUGACUUGAGGUUUGCCAGCAUGGCUGUCCCUUCCCUCCUGAGCCCACUGAUCCUCACUGGCUACAUUUUGUUCGUGUCCUUGGGCUCCCUGUGGCUCUUGUGAGCUGUGUUUCUCGAACAGUCACUCCUAGGGGGCGACUUCUCCCUCCUCUCAAGAAGUGGACAC
Messenger RNA from Acomys russatus (golden spiny mouse), 1008 nucleotides. Its product is annotated as serine protease 46. Bases 1 to 945 code for a protein of 314 amino acids. Gene Ontology annotation, biological process: proteolysis. Gene Ontology annotation, molecular function: serine-type endopeptidase activity. The record is from RefSeq and is a predicted model, not a curated record. NCBI's taxonomy places the organism in Eukaryota, Metazoa, Chordata, Mammalia, Rodentia, Muridae. The transcript has 5 exons.